Molecule: messenger RNA, 1145 nt
Organism: Dimorphilus gyrociliatus
Lineage: Eukaryota; Metazoa; Annelida; Polychaeta; Dinophilidae
Source: the annotation of a GenBank genome assembly
AAUAUUACAUUGCUACCAGCAGUUAGAAAUCGAUAAUGUACAAGUUGAAAAUAGUCAGGAGUAGUUUACGGCUCUUUUCUUCAGUAAGAACAAUUGAUUUUAGAAGUGAUGUUCUUAGUAAACCCACUCCUGCAAUGCGGGAGGCAAUGGCUUUGGCAGUUGUUGGAGAUGAUGUAUUUGACGAGUGUACAACGGUCAAAGAAUUGGAAAAUAAUGUGGCUGAAAUGUUUGGAAAGCAAAAAGGAGCAUUCGUUUGCUCGGGAACAAUGGGUAACUUAGCUAGUGUUUUGGCUCAUUGCGAUGAAAGGGGUCAGGAAGUUAUUUUGGGCGAUAAAUCGCAUAUAUGCCUUUAUGAACAGGGUGGAAUUUCAACCCUUGGAGGUGUUCAUAGUCGACAAUUAAAUAAUUUUUCUGAUGGGUCAUUUGAUAUUAGUAACCUUCGAAAUGUAAUUCGCCCUCUUUAUGAUCCUCAUCAGCCUCACACAAAGCUAAUUUGUAUAGAAAAUAGCCACAAUUUUUGUGCCGGUGCCGUUGUUCCCGAAAAAUUUAUAAGAGAUGUACGAUCAGUUUGUGACGAAUACAAUUUGUCUUUACAUUUGGAUGGUGCCAGAAUUUUCAAUGCGGCUGUAGCUGAAGGAAAAAGUGUAAAAGAACUGUGUAAAGAAUUUGAUACAGCCAGCAUUUGUUUGUCAAAAGGCGUUGGUGCUCCAGUUGGGACAGUUGUAGUUGGAGAUGAGAAAUUUAUAUGGAAGAUUAAGCGAUUGAGGAAAGUUCUCGGCGGAGGUUGGCGUCAGCCAGGACAUUUGGCCGCGGCUUGUCAGGUGGGAUUAAACGAUGUUUACUCGCGAUUAGCUGCCGACCAUAGGAGAGCUAAGAGAUUAGGAGAAGCUUUUGAAAAUUGUGGCAAAGACCUCUUUAAAGUUAAACCAAUUCAAACGAAUAUCAUUUAUAUAGAAGUGAUUAAGGAUGGAAUAACGGCUAAAGACUUGAGUGACUAUUUAGCAGAGGGGCCUCAGCCAGUUAUGUCAGCACCUUUUAGUGAAACACUCUUACGUUUCGUCACGUAUAGUGAUAUUGAUGAUGAAAUGGUGAAUACUACGGAGAGGAAGAUGGCUAUUGUUUGUGAAAAGCUUGCAAAAGGAUAA